Arabidopsis lyrata subsp. lyrata is the source of this 986-nucleotide messenger RNA. Its product is annotated as BI1-like protein. The transcript has 4 exons. Gene Ontology annotation, cellular component: membrane. NCBI's taxonomy places the organism in Eukaryota, Viridiplantae, Streptophyta, Magnoliopsida, Brassicales, Brassicaceae. The record is from RefSeq and is a predicted model, not a curated record. The coding region runs from base 110 to 829 and encodes 239 amino acids.
CGUAUCGGGAAGGUUCUCUCUUCGUCUUUACAUAUAUCUUCUUCUUCAAGGAGGAACCGGGAUCGCUCUCAAUCGCCGGCGUUGACAAAACAAAAAACGAAUUGGGAAGAUGUGGAACCAGAAGCAUGAUUUGGAGUCGGCUCAGACGCCUCUAUACCCGAUGAUGUUGGAGAGCCCCGAGCUCCGAUGGUCUUUCAUCCGCAAGGUCUAUUCAAUCAUCUCCAUCCAGUUGCUCGUUACAAUCGCCGUGGCUGCCACCGUCGUUAAGGUUCAUUCGAUUUCUGUCUUCUUCACCACCACCACCGCCGGCUUCGCUCUCUACAUACUUGUUAUUUUCACUCCAUUGAUUGUUAUGUGUCCAUUGUAUUACUAUCACCAGAAGCACCCUGUGAACUAUCUCUUGCUCGGCAUUUUCACCGUCGCUCUUGCCUUUGCGGUUGGCUUGACCUGCGCCUUUACAAGCGGGAAGGUGAUUCUGGAAUCUGUGAUUUUGACCUCUGUUGUGGUCAUAUCCCUCACUCUCUACACUUUCUGGGCUGCCAAAAGAGGCCAUGACUUCAACUUCCUCGGACCUUUCUUGUUCGGUGCUGUCAUUGUCCUCAUGGUGUUUUCCUUCAUCCAGAUUCUCUUCCCUUUAGGAAAGAUCUCAGUGAUGAUCUAUGGUUGUUUGGCUUCCAUCAUCUUCUGUGGCUACAUUGUAUAUGAUACCGACAACUUGAUCAAGAGGCACUCCUAUGACGAGUACAUCUGGGCUGCAGUUUCUCUUUAUUUGGAUGUCAUUAAUCUCUUCCUAUCUCUGCUCACUCUCUUAAGGGCUGCUGAUAGUUAAGGCACUCUCGUCUUUUUCAGAUUUCUCAUAAGACUAUGUAUGUUAUUAUUGCUAUCUUCUAAAAUUCUUUUGUCUGCAAAAAGAAAUUUGGCUUGUAAAGAAAAGUUGAACGCUGCCUGUAACAUGAUAGUGGAAUCCAAUACAUUCUACUUCUGAA